Messenger RNA from Paramuricea clavata, 18418 nucleotides. Lineage: Eukaryota; Metazoa; Cnidaria; Anthozoa; Malacalcyonacea; Plexauridae. The record is from the annotation of a GenBank genome assembly.
GACAGCUAUGAUGCAUCGUUUAUCCUUACUGUUAUGUUAUGCUCAUGUUCAGUCUUGCUGAUGAGUUUCUCUUCUUUAGAUUAAGCUCUGAAACUGUGAAUACGAAGGUAGGCAGUUUCACACCUGCGAAAGCGAGGUAUGCGUCUCACUUUUACCUUCAAGAUCCCAAGUAUAAAGGAGCGUGUUACACUGGAAUGUGGUUGUCUGGAAAACCUCAUGGGCAGUAAGUUAUCCUCUAUAAAACUACAUGUCUUGGAAAAUAUAAAUUUCAGUUUGGAUCUUCAGUGCUGUAGCUGGAAAAGCCUGGAAUCUCUAGGCCAGGGGAUUUCGGGAAUCUGCAUGGCUGGCCCUAGGAAAGUCUAAAGUUUCUUAGAACGGACUCAACUGAGGAAUAUUUUACUAUUUUAGUGAUUUUACAUCACAUAAUUUGUGACUUGUGAGGAUGAGAAUUCAGAAAAUAUCAUAUAUAAUACACACUGAGGAGAAUAUUUGUGCAGAAGAAUUAAAUCUUAGCAUUGAAGCAUUCAUAUUUGAUCAUUUCAAUCGAUUAAGUUUAACUGACAACUGUGAACUGUUACAUGCAGUUCGGAUCUUCAACAGUAAUCACUAUUUAUUACUAUUGACUAUUCAACAGCAAUGUGUUGACUUUUUUCAGUUAGUUUCAUUUAAUCAUUGUAAUAAUCAUUCUUAAUUUCUUAUCAGUAUAAAUUUUUGCUUGUAAUUUUGUCUUGGCCCAGCACACCUGGGAGGAUUUUCUACAGGCAUGGUUCAGGCCAGUAUAGCUCAGUGGUUCAGGCAUGGUAUGAAUAUUCAGGGGGUGCAAAAAAAUCUCAAAAAAAUCAUGGAAGAAUAUACAGAAUGCUGAUGGCUUGAACACGACGAACAGUUUAAAACUGAUACUGAUUCUUUUUUUAUUUUUUUCUCGUGUUCAUUAUUAAUACCUUUGUUUCAGUGGCAAAUUGGUGUGGGCGUCGACAGCACAAACUUAUGAAGGAGAAUUUAGGAACGGUUUAUAUAACGGGUAAGCAAUUAUUAUUUUUGUGUUUAUUAAAAUUAGCCUAUAAUUCCCAUUAUAGGCUAAUUUUAAAACUAGGCAAGGAGAUGCAAAUAAAUCACCACGGCUAGAACGAGCAUACUAAAAUGAGUAAAAUCGCAAAGUUUGGUUGCGAAAUGUUGUGAAAUGCGGAAAAUAUAGCCUUGCAAAGUUUGCAAAUUUUGUAUACUGUACUUUUGUAUUGCGUGCGGAAAUUGGGUUAUCGUUCCAUGUUUCGCGCACCAAUAUAUAGGUUAUAAGGUUAGGGGUUAGGAGUGAUUGAUUGAUUGAUUGUGAACUUUAUUUACCCACGGUAGACUUAUCAGGAUUUUACAUAAAAUAUGAUAAGAGAAUACAAUAUAGUUACAGAUUACAGAAUAUAAAAGUUAAUUAAGAUACUAAUUAUGUAUACAUACUAUACUAAUACUAAUUAUAUAUUACAAGAAUACCUGUUUUCCAUAAGUGCCGUGCUAAUAUAUUAAUAUAAAAAUCUAAAAUUAUUGACUAAUGUAUAAAGUUGCUGCAGUCUGACUUGAAUUUACGUAAUGAGUUAGACUGUCUCAACUCAACUGGAAGGGAGUUCCACAGCACAGAACCACUAUAGCUAAAACUAUUUUUCAGGUAAUUUGUGCGUGGUUGAGCUAAAGCUAAUUUUCUACUGGUGUCUCUCAAUGUAUAAUUUGUUACGCUACUUCGAUCAACAAACAUUUCAGACAGGUAGUCUGGCACAAAACCACUAAGAGAUUUAUAGACCAUUAUAGCUUUGGCAAUUUUUCGCUGAGAUUCAAGGUUUUUCCAGCUCAAUUUUUCAAUUAGAUAUUCAGCAUUUGUAUCAUAAUUAGAUGAAGUAAGGGGCGGACCAUUAGAAAAGUGAUGGGGUGGGUGGGGAAAAAACAAAAAAAAGUUCGUCCAAGGCAAAUUAACUUUAAAAAAAAUUCCUGCAUGAUCAAAUUCGAGGAAAAAAAAUUCCUGCAGAGCGCAAUGAAAAAUAUAAUUAAAUCAUUGUUGGCGAGAUUGUUCAUUGUUGGAAAACAGGGCCAAGCUUUAUUUUAUUCUGGACUUGCAAUCCACGAUGUUAGUCAUCUUUCAACAAAAGUAGGUCGUUUAAUAUCUUCUAUAGACGUCUAUAGAAGAUUAUAGAAUGGUGGGCCAUGUAGCCGCACAUUCAAUUGCGGUGCCUUUGGCUUUGCAUCAUUUGGAGUGGUAUAUAAGAAUUGGACGGCUUCAUGUAAUCAUGUAUGUCUUUUAAUCAGAGUCAGACACAGGUAUUAAACUGACUCGCACAGAGUUACUACUGAAAUCGUAAAUUCGUAAAAUAGAUUGGAACUUGAAGUUGAAAACGUAUUUUGUAUAAAAUAUGUGUUUUUAAUAAAAAGUCUGGUAUUGGGGUUUGGCUUUGGGUGAAUGGGUGGGGCUAGGUCUGAGGAAAAUGAGAGAUCUUUGUCUUUUGACUCCAUGGCUGUAUUAAAAUAUAUAAUAGUUUUCUACAACUUUUCAAAAGUAAUUGUUCAAGGAAUUUAAUCACAUUAUUUAUUGAAAGAACAGAAAAUAGUUAGUCUUUUUCAUACGUUACUUGUGCUUUGUUAAGAAAACUUCUAGUUUCAUGGAAAAAAAAAAUUCGUGCAAAUAAUUUGGUGCCAAAAAAAAAUUCCUGCAACGCCAAAGCAGUCGAAAAAAAUAUCGUGCAUGCAAGAAAAGUCCCCCCCCCCCAUCACUUUUCUAAUGGUCCGCCCCUAAGUACUCUAGCGGCUCGAUUUUGGAGUUUUUGCAGUUUAUUCGCAAGAGUACUGCCGCAACUAUCCCAGACAACGCAACAGUAAUCGAAAUAGGGUUGAACUAAGCAAUUGUAAAUAAGUUGCAUUGUGGAAGGUGGGACGAAUGGCCAUAGAUAUCUCAUAUGAGAUAUCUAUGCGAAUGGCCUUAUACGCUUUAAUGCACCUAUGCCAGAAGCGACUUUUUUGCAUAAUUUCUCGAUAUGAACAUUCCAAGUCAAGUUCUCGUCUAAAUGUACACCAAGUGACUUUGUGUGAGAGACUUGUUUAAUUGGUACGUCAUUUAUUGUCAGUGAAGGACUAGAGUUGAAAGUACUAAUCCUUUGACGGGAGCCGAUUAGCAUAAAUUCUGUUUUAGAUUGGUUUAAAGUAAGUUUGUUGGCUACUAACCACUCACUGACUUUAGCAAGAUCUUCGUUGAAGUGAUGAUCAAUGUCAUCAAUAUCAUUACUUGCGUAAGUCAAAUGAGUGUCAUCUGCAUACAUGCGUGCACGUGAGUGAGAGAGGCAAUUCGGGAGAUCAUUGAUAUAGAUUAAGAAUAAAAGUGGCCCCAGAAUAGUUCCCUGGGGAACUCCACAACGGAGUAAACGAUUUGUCGAAAAAUGACCAUUAACGAAACAUUUUUGUUUCCGUUCACUGAGAUAUGAUUUGAACCAGUUGCCAGCAACACCAUUGAUGCCAUAUGAAUUUAGUUUUCCUAAAAGAAUCUCGUGGUCUACGGUAUCAAACACCUUCCUGAGGUCGGGAAACAGGACAGCAUUUACGCUUCCAUGAUCGAUAUUAUAAGCCCAAUCGUUAGUGGCCUCAAGAAAGGCGGUAACAGUAGAAUGUGGACCACGAAAUCCCGACUGACAAUUAGUUAACAGACUAUUUUCAGAUAGAAAUAAUUACAGCUGAUCAUAAAUUAUCCUUUCGAAAACCUUAGCCACUACCGAGACAAUGGAAAUCGGACGAUAAUUGUCAGGGCAAUUACGUUUCCCUUGUUUGUGUAUUGGGACAACUUUAGCGUGUUUCCACUCAUCUGGGAAUACUAGGGUUAGGGGUUAGGUUUAAGGUUAGGGUAAGGGUUAGGGUGUGUAUAUAUGUGUAUAUAUGUAUAUAUGAAGGUAUCCAGUUAACUUUUCAGUACACUAUAAUAUCCAUUACAUAACGUUCACUAUAUUGGUGCGCGAAACAUGGAACGACCAGAAAUGGUUACUAUUUUCGGCCCAAAUGUGGUAGCAAUUUCCGCACGCAAUACAAAAGUAUACAAAAUUUGCGAACUUUGCAAGGCUAUAUUUUACAACAUUUCGCAACCAAACUUUGCAAUUUUACUCAUUUUAGUAUGCUUUUUCCGGGAAUAUAUCUUUUUUUGCCAAGAUAAAGAAAUUAGUCUAUAAUGGGAAUUGUCUAUUGUUGAAAUUUCUCCUAAACUAUUGAGAUCAGUUCUCUUAUAUAACAGGGGAAAUCAACAUACAUUGUUUCAAUCUGUUAAGGUUUGGUCGCAUGAUAUUUGUGUUAAAUGCAUCAGCUGGUGUCGCAGAGGAAUAUAAGGGCGAAUGGAAAGAUGGUAUGAUGCAUGGCCAGGGAGAAAUGAGGUAAGUCAUUAAAUUACGAGGCUGUUGGCAGUCUCUUCCUCGUGCUGCCUUCGUUCUACCAGGGAUGGGUUUACUGAGGAGGGGAGUGCAGUGAGCGCACACCUACACCCCUCCUAGUCGUCGCAAAGGGGGUGCCUAGAGGGGUAUCAAUUUUCUUAACCAAGAAACCCCUCUCCAUUAAACCCCUCUGUCCAAUAAAUCCCCCUCCCAAAUUCGCUUGAAGUGAGUAAGCCUCUGAGGGGUUGAUGCAGGAUUUACGGUUAACUUACUGUAUAAUUCCCUCCAUUUUCUCGUCUCUAGUUACAGCGACAAGCAAGUCUACAUAGGACACUGGAUGCACAAUGUCCGUCAUGGCCACGGCGUGCUGCGCAUGGGCACAAUGACGUCACCAACACCGAGUAUCUUCACAGGAAACUGGGACAACGAUAAACGAUCAGGGUUUGGUGUCAUGGAUGAUAUUAUGAGGUGAGCUAGUGUAGUGUAUAAAGUACAGGUAUGAUUUUAAUCUUGCAUUCUGCAUAAAAAGAGUUGAUGAGAGUUCUUGCUCUUUUGACCUGUAAUAUCCAGUCAACUCUCAUUAACUCCUAUGCAACUCUUGUUCUCGUUUGACCGGGACAUGAGAGUUGAGAAAACUCUCAUACAAACUCUCGCUUGCCAACUCUUAUCAACUCUCAUUCUCGCUUAAAGUGUGACUAAUCCCAAAUAUAAAUUUGGUAUGUGUAAUAUUUGGGUCAUUCUGAGAAGAAAUGUAAUGUAUCUUUAUAGUAAAAAACCCUCAUCUUGAUCAACUUUUUCACUGUCAAAGUUCCAGAUAUGAUGUCAUUAGGUGAAUUUUUGGUGCAAAAAAAACAAAGAAAAACUAAUUUGCAAUUCACCUAAUGACGUCAUAUCCGCAAACUUUGACAGUGAAAAAGUUGAUCAAGAUGGGAUUUUUUAUUAUAAAGAUAUAUUACAUUUCUUCUUUGAAUGACCCAAAUAUUACAUAUACCAAAAUUCGUAUUUGUGGUUAGUCGCACUUUAAGGAUAACAAGUUAAUCCGAAUUGUCCCCUACAGUAUGGGUAAAAUAAGCCUUUGCUUUAUUAUUCCCGUAUUCAAUACAGUAUGUCAUGUUCAUUCCGAGAAUUUCAUCUUUAUAUUUUUCUUCAUAUUAGAGGAGAAAAAUACAUGGGCAUGUGGGACAAUGACGCGAGAAGUGGAAACGGUUUGAUUGUAACAUUAGAUGGAAUUUACAACGAGGGACGAUUUUCUUUGAACAAACUCAUGGUAAGAAGUGCUCAAUAUAACAGUCGGCCAUUUUCCGAGCAAAACGCCAAUAUAUGGCCGUCUUCUGAUUGCUCUUCACGGACAUUAUGGCCGACCCAAUUAUAUUUGCCACAUUAAUUUGAAUGAUUUCUCCCUCAUUCUUGCAAAACUAAAAUUUCAUUUGAGUUACACCAAUCAACGUGUUGUUUUAGGAAGCUUGAAAUGUCUGAGUAUUUAAUCUAAUCGUUUUCAGGCAGUUCUGACCAAACCCAUCUCGGCAACGUAUUUUAUAUAAUAACGUUAAGAAUUCAAGCGCUUUCAUUGUUCGAGAGCCAUGAUCAAUUAGCGGACAGACGCACGGAAUUACGUCACACAAAACCUUAUCCAACAGCAUUCAUUAUUUGUAUAGAUUAUGUACGUAAAAUUUUGACUUUUUCAAAUUUCCAAAUGUUUGGGUGGAUAAAAAGUAAACUAUUUACAGUACCUGUUUAAUUCGGAGGCGAGUGAGGCGAGUGGGCCACUUUUCUGUUCUUCCCACAUUAUGACGUCACACUGUGUAUCUAUAACUGAACAGACAAUGGCAAAGUCUUAUCUAUGCGUUAAAUAGCACAUUACCUCCACUGAAUCGCCACAUUCUAACUUGUGCUUCUCUUUGUAUUCGAGGGUCAAGGUAUUUUACUGUGUCAUGACAAUACAAAGUUCGAGGGAGAUUUUUGUGGUGAUGCACAAGUCAACGGAAAGGUAGGAAACGAUCUAGCUCAUGUACUGUUUAAUAAUUCGUUAUCAACGAAUGCAUGGAUUAGUUUAUUGCUUGAUAAACUUUCAUUGAUAUAGGGUGACCUGAUAUUCUUGAUAUUAAAUGUGACGACCAGAUCUUGGCAGGUCUGCAAAUUAAUGCCGAUCAUCGGACAUUGUCCGGCCAAAUUUUAUCUUUUGUCCGAUCAAAGCUUUUUAUGCCUGGACAUGUGACCGACCGAUUUAGGCUAGUCAAAUCUGCAAUCUCAAAAAAAUAUUUAUUUAACACAUUUUGUAUUAAUGAAACCAACUAGAAAGCAAUAUAGACAGCACUUCUCCACUAUUUCUUACUGCAUUAAGCCGUAAGAUUUAAUAAUAAAUCUACAUCACCUUUGUAUACCUGGUAGAAAUUAAAGUUACGUAUAACCUGAACCAUAAUUUACUGAUGCAUUAGAACUGGUAGAUAUGUACUCAGGUUUAGAUGUAUUGCAGUGCGGACUAACAUGAUCAGGCAAAAAAUACAUCGUGCUAAUUUUAAAAACAAAAUAUGAAAAUUUUUACUUUGUCCGUUGUCCGGUAAAAAUCGAUAAAUGUCCGACCAAUUUUUGGCUUGGCCAGACAUUUGUCCUUCCAAGUAAAAUAAUGAUUUGCAAGCCUGCUUGGUAUAGUCACUUAAAAUUUCAACUUCUAAUACUAUACAUUAAAUAGGGCGUGCUUACGAUGCCGAAUGGAGAUCGUAUAGAGGGGACAUUUCAAGGACAGUGGAAUGAAGGUCUCAAAAUCAACGGCUUGUACUUUAAAGGAACUGGUCCCGAGGAAAAUUCCGCAGUUGCGUUUCCUGAUAGGUAAGAACAUCCAAGUCGGAGAGCCUAUAGUUACAUUUUUCGAAACUGCUCCUGGUUAGACCUAAAGGCCCAUUUCCACUCGGGAAAAUUUUCCGCAGAAAGAAAAUUUUGUACAAUUUGAUUGGCUGACACAAAUUUUCCGUCAGAAAAAAAUUUUGAAGUUGAAAAUUUUCAACUUUUAACAAUGAUAUUUUCGGAAAAUUUUCUGUUCAUGGAAAAUUUUCUUGAGUGGAAAUGGGCCUUAAAGGCGGUUUUCCACUAGGCGAAAUUUUUCGAUCGAACCGAAAAUUCUAUUGUUCAAAUUCAAAAGAUUUCUGAUUAGUUCCAUCUGAGUGCUUGUAAGACAAAAGAAAAUUUCGAUUCGGUCGAAAACUUUCGCCUAGUGGAAAACCGCCUUAAAGCCCAGGGCAAACUAGGAAACAUUGUUGCGAAAACAUUGUUUCCUACCAAUGUUUCGCCAUGUUUCCCAGAGUGGGCAAACACUAGGAAACAUUAGUGAGAAACAUAGGGAAACAUCAAAUGUUUCUGAAUAUGCUAGGAAACAUUUUUACUUUUCGGGAAACAAAAUUUGUUUCCGCAGCAAUGUUUCCACGGGUGGGCAAACAGGGAAACAUUUGAGGAAACAUCGAGAAUCGCAAAUGUUUCCACAACAAUGUUUCCUAGAUUGUCCAGGGCUUAAUAAAUAUAUAAAAAUUCAACUCAGAAUUUCCAUCUACAAAAAUCUUGUAAAUUUUAAGAUAUAUAUUGUUUAUCGUUAUGCAAACUUUCAAGGAGAUCAAGUGUAAUGCAUUUUUUAUUUGCAUUGCCAGUAGAGCCGUAAGCACUCACUCACCGUACUACAUUCCUGCCACCAAGAAAUGGCGCAGCGUUUUCAACGAAUGUCGUGAUCGUCUUGGUUGCCUUGGUAACGAUGAACCUGAUUUGAAGAAGGCAUGGAAGUCUGUUGCGGAGGACCUGGUACGAGCUCCUGUGGCGAAAACUAUGCAUCAAGAACGUGAGAUCAUUGAUGAUAUUCUGAAAGGCGUUGACUUGGAUCAGGCGAAGAAGAUUGCUAAAGAUAAGAAAAAAUUGCAGGAAUAUUUGAUCAAGGUAAGCUGACGAUUCCUCCACGAACAGAAGUGUGUGUGUGCGUGUCAGUAUCUUGAAAUGAUACAAGGUACUUCCCAAUAGGGAACACAGUGGUAGUAGAAUGUUACAACGUUGAUGAAACAAGGUUGUAACAACAUGCUUAUGUCAUGACUGUAUCAAACUUGUUAGAACAACCUUGGAACAAGCUGAACGGAUAAUAUCGAACAGAUAAUAUCAACAAGCUGCUUAUAAGCUGUCGACAAAUUUGUAACAAACUUGAUGGCAUUAUCAGACUUGUUGCAAGGUUGUUCUAACAAGUCUGAUACAGUCAUGAUAUAACAAGAAUGUUACAAGGUUGACGAAACAAAGUUGUAACAAUAUUGUUAUAUCAUGACUGUAUCGGACUUGUUGGAACAAUCUUGGAACAAGUCUGAUAAUAUCAACAAGCUAGUGGCAAGCUGUUAACAACUUGUGACAGGCUUGAUGGCAUUAUCAGACUUGUUACAAGGUUGUUUUAACAAGUCUAAUACAGUCAUGAUAUAACUGGAAUGUUACAAGGUUGAUGACACAAGGUUGUAACAAUAUUGUUAUAUAAUGACUGUAUCGGACUUGUUGGAACAACCAUGGAACAAGUCUGAUAAUAUCAACAAGCUUGUUACAAGGUUGGCGAAACAAGUCUGAUACAGCCAUGAUAUAACAUGAAUGUUACAAUGCUGAUGACCCAAGGUUGUAACAUUGUUAUAUUAUGACUGUAUUGAACUUGUUCGAACAACCUUGGAACAAGUCGGAUGAUAUCAACAAGUUUGUUACUAAUUUCUUAUUAACCGAGCGCAAGGUCUUUACAGAGAAUUAUUGGACCAAGGUCUUUUUUGCACGGACCGAGCCCGUAAGGCGAGGUUUGUACAAAAAGACCGAGGUCCGAUAUUUCUCUGUAAAGACCGAGCAAGCGACGUUAAUAAAAAGUUUAUUAUAUGGCAUUUAUAGGCAUCUAUACUUGAAACAAACAAGAAAUGCAUGAUUUGAAACGCAUAUUAGUAGCGUGGUACACAUUUGUGAUUUCGUCGAAGAAAACAAAAACUACCAAUGUAUUCCUUCUUUUCCACUAAAAACCAUUCGCAGAUAUCUUAUUAAUAACAAAUUAAAUUAUAAUUUUCAAAUUUUCAAUUAGUUUUGCUGUUUUAUUUUAAAAUGCAACGUUUGUUUUUACGUAAUGGACCACCGGUCCAUGACGAAAAUAACGGACCGCUGAAAGUGCUUCUCAGCCAAUCACAGUACGCCAUUUCACCGGAAGUGAUACUUACCAUAUAAUAAAAGCUGUUAACAACUUGUAUCAAGCUUGAUGGCAUUAUCAGACUUGUUACAAGACUGUGCUAACAAGUUUGUUACAGCCAUGAUAUAACAAGGAUGUUACAAGGUUGUCAACACAAGGUUGUAACAAUAUUGUUAUAACCUUGCAACAAGUCUGAUAAUUUCGACAAGGUUGUUACAAGUUGUCAACAAGUUGUUCCAAACCUGUUGACAACUUGGGACAAGCAGUGCGAAUACCUCGUGUUGACGGCUUGUUGGCAGACUUGUUACAAGAUGUGAGAUUUUGAGAUGUGAGACGUGUGUACAAGUCUGAUAAUAUCAACAAGAUUGUUCAAGAUGUUAACAACUUGUAACAAGCUUGAUGGCAUUAUCAGACUUGUGACAAGGUUGUUUUAACAAAUCUGAUACAGUCCUGAUAUAACAAGAACGUUAGAAGGUUGAUGACACAAGGUUGUAACAAUGUUGUUAUAUCAUUAUCUGACUGCAUCGGACUUGUUGGAACAACCUUGCUACAAGUCUCAUAAUAUCAACAAGCUUGUUACUAGUCUGAUAAUAUCAACAAGAUUGUUUCAAGAUGUUAACAACUUGUAACAAGCUUGAUGGCAUUAUCACACUUGUGACAAGGUUGUUCUAACAAAUCUGAUACAGUCAUUAUAUAACAAGAACGUCACAAGUUUGAUGACACAAAGUUGUAACAAUAUUGUUAUAUCAUGACUGUAUCAAAUUUGUUGGAACAAUCUUGGAACACGUCUGAUAAUAUCAACAACAUUGUUACAAGUCUGAUACAGUCAUGAUAUAACACAUGAAUGUUACAAUGCUGACGACCCAAUGUUGUAACAGUGUUGUCAUAUCAUGACUGUAUCGGACUUGUUGGAACAACCUUGCUACAAGUGAUAAUAUCAACAAGAUUGUUUCAAGAUGUUAACAACUUGUAACAAGCUUGAUGUCAUUAUCAGACUUGUGACAAGGUUGUUCUAACAAGUCUGAUACAGUCGCGAUAUAGCAGGAAUGUUACAAGGUUGAUGACACAAGGUUGUAAUGAUAUUGUUAUAUCAUGACUGUAUCGGACUUGUUGGAACAAUCUUGGAACAAAUCUGAUAAUAUCAACAACAUUGUUACAAGUCUGAUACAGUCAUGAUAUAACAUGACGACCCAAUGUUGUAACAAUGUUGUUAUAUCAUGACUGCAUGUAUCGGACUUGUUGGAACAAUCUUGGAACAAGUCUGAUAAUAUCAACAAGAUUGUUUCAAGAUGUUAACAACUUGUGACAAGCUUAAUGGCAUUAUCAGACUUGUGAGAAGGUUGUUCUAACAAAUCUAAUACAGUCCUGAUAUAACAAGAAUGUUACAAGGUUGAUGACACAAGGUUGUAACAAUAUUGUUAUAUCAUGACUGUAUCGAACUUGUUGGAACAACCUUGGAACGAGUCUGAUAAUAUCAACAAGCUGUUAACAACUUGUAACAAGCUUGAUGGCAUAUUCAGACUUGUUACAAGGUUGUUGUAACAAGUCAGACUUGUUACAAGGUUGUUGUAACAAGUCUGAUACAGUCAUGAUAUAACAAGAACGUUACAAGGUUGACGAGACAAGUUUGAACAAUCUUUUUAUAUGAUGACUAUAUCGGAUUUGUUGGAACAACCUUGCUACAAGUCUGAUAAUAUCAAAAAGAUUGUUACAAGCUGUUAACUUGUAACGAGCUUGAUGGCAUUAUCGGACUUGUUACAAGAUUCGCGAAAGAAGUCUGAUACAGUCAUGAUAUAACAAGAAUUUUACAAGGUUGAUCACACAAGGUUGUAACAUUGUUAUAUCAUAACUGUAUCGGACUUGUUGGAACAACUUUGGAACAAGUCUGAUAAUAUCAUCAAGCUUGUUAGAAGCUGUUAACAACUUGUGACAGGCUUGUUGGCAUUGUCAGAUUUGUUGCAAAGUUGGCGAAACAAGUCUGAUACAGUCAUGAUAUAACAAGAAUGUUACAAGCUAGGUUGACGACACAAGGUUGUAACAAUAUUGUUAUAUCAUGACUGUAUCGGAUUUGUUGGAACAACCUUGCUGCAAGUCUGAUAAUAUCAACAAGAUUGUUUCAAGAUGUUAACUUGUACCAAGCUUGAUGGCAUUCUCAGACUUGUUACAAGGCUGACGAAACAAUUCUGAUACAGUCAUGAUAUAACAGGAAUGUUACAAGGUUGAUGACAUAUCAUGAUUAGAUGAUAAGUUCUUAUUUUUAAAACUCUAUAUUUUACGUAAUUAAUCUUCGUCAUAGGCAUUCAGUUUGCCGUGUCAUCCUCUGGGGAGACUACUCGAGACUUUGGUUGACGUUUAUAGAGCGACAUAUGUCGGUAUGGGUGCUCACAGUCGACUGUUACCACAUGCUGUUGAAGAGAUUAAGUCUUACAUCGAGAGAGUGUAUGCUAUCAUCAGGUAAAAAUCAACUUUUGAAAAGUUAUAUUUUACACAUUGGAUGAAAUACAUUUUUGGUCAUGCUUUGGUUUGUGGUAACACCACGUAAAUUUAUUAUUUGCCUGAUAUUAUUAUUGGACAUGUAUUUUUAAUUUAAUUUAAUUUGCAACGUUUCGGACAUUUUAAAUGUCCGUCUUCAGGCUUUAACAACAAUUGUCGCCUGAAGACGGACAUUUAAAAUGUCCGAAACGUUGCAAAUUAAAUUAAAUUAACCUUUUGAAAAAUCCUUGAGAAAUAAAAAUAAGUAAUAAGUUAUUUUAAGAUUGGUUGCUAAAUGUUGUAAAAUGAAGAAAAUAUAGCCCUGUAGUUCAACGUUCAAGCAUCAAUAGCGCAGUCAAUAUUGCAUGUAAAUUCAAGUGUUAUAUAUCAAAAUCUAAGUUAGUCCUUUCUGAAUGCAAUGAUCUUUAUUUCGAUAGCUUUUAUAGCUUUUACGUUACAUGAAAUUAAACAAUAUCCAGUUUUUUGUGGGGACACCCGGUAGAAUAUACAAUUUUACAUGAAUUCCCCAUUUAUCUAUUCUAGAAUAUUGUUUCCGUCUUUGCCCAACGAAGACUUUGUUCAUGUCGGCGACUCGAAUGAAGCUGACGGGCAGUCAGAAGGCGGGGGUUUAGACAGUAAUACGUUACUUGGACCUCUCAUAUUCCCGCGCUUUUAUCCACCGCUUUUUACCCUGUAUGCUUUGCACAACGAGAAGAACGACAGCGCGUACUGGGAACGAGUCUUGCAACUGAACAAACGGACCGACCUUGCGCUCAUGUCAUAUCUGGAAGUUAAAAGGUAAUCACCAGAAGCUUUUUCUUGCUUGAUGCUGUAUGUAAUUCUUCAUUAAAUCACACUUGAAUCAAGCAUUAGCUGCAGAGAUCAUGAAAGUAUCUUGUUGUAUUUUCUUUGCAGAACAUUUUGGCUCGCUUCAGAAGAAACCAAUGGUUUAGUGUAUGAAGCGGUAACUAUCACUAUGUGACUAAAUAUAUACUGUUUUUUUUUUUACAUUCAUGAGAGGCAAUUUUGAAAAUGCAUUUCUACCUUUUGAAAUGCAUUUGCCGGUUGAGAAACAUAAAAUAGUAGUAAAAAUUUUCAAUUAAGAUACACUUAUCAUUGAUGCUUUAAACGUGACGCCAUAUUUGCGACAAUAUAAGCAAAACUUACUGAACUUCAGACAUCAUUUUCUCUUUGGCGUACCAUCCAAGAUCUGUUUAUUUUAGCAUUAUUUUACAGAUAAAGCACUAAGCAUGCUUUUUAAGUUUGUUUGCCGAUCGAGAAACGUAUCGAAAAAUAAAAAUUUUGAAUGAGCCACAAGUGGCACAUUAUAUACUUAUUAUAGUUUUGAGCGCGCGGUGCGUAACAUACAAAAAUCUCCUAAUAGACAACUUGCAUGUGUUAGACUAAUUUUUUAUCUAGGCAAAAAAGUAAAUCCCGUAAAGAACUUAUUAAAAUUGCAAAAUUUGGUUACGAAAUCUGGUAAAAUACGGAAAAUAUAGCCUUGCGAAGUUUGCAUAUUUUGUAUAUGUUUGUAUUACGUGCGGAAAUUGUUACCAUUCUUGAGCCGAAAAUGGUAACAAUUUCCGCACGUAAUACAAACAUAUACAAAAUUUGCAAACUUUGCAAGACUAUAUUUUCCAAGCUUUACAACAUUUCGCAACCAAAUUUUGCAAUUUUACUAAUUUAUAGCUGUGGGGUUUGAUUCCCUUCUCUUGACUUAGAUUAAAAUUUAGUCUAACAUGCAAGUUAAGUUGUCCAUUGUAUUAAAAUUAUUUUGUUUUCUGAGGUAUAUUUAUAUGUUGUCUGUGUUGAUGUUUAGGAUUUGACGGACUGGAAACACACACAUUACUAUGGAAAGGCAGUGGACGCAUUUCAACAGAUCAGGUAAGUUUGUGUAAUUAUUUUUUGACUUUAUUCAUUUUGUUAUUAUUUUUAAUCAGCCUUUCUCACGGCCGAUUUUUCGCCAUUUUUGGGUACUGCCUCUCCCACGUUUGAGAGUUUCCGCACCACGAAAUACAACUUUUUAUUAUUGUUGUAGUUUGUAUAAUGGUAAAUUUCAUAGAUAUCUUAUAUACACUAGAUAGCGCAUCUCUUUUAGUAAAAUUGAAGCCAAGAAUAUUUCAGCGGUUACCCCCAUUUGAAUAGAUGGCGGCCAUGUUGGUAUUUCCCACUCGCUAAUAAACGCUUAAAAAUAACAAUAACUUUCAUCAUUUGAAUAGUUUAAAAAUGUAUUUGGAAUAGGGUUAACUUAAUGUUUAAGUUCUCUGUUUAAGAAAUAGAAAACAUACGAAUCUUCUCAUUUCAUCAUGGGAACGACCUGAGACUGCAAUCACGGCUUCAAUUUUUGAAUUGCAGAAUAAUUAGAUGCACUAUCUAGUGUAUAUAAGAUAUCUAUGGGUAAAUUUACAGUUACAAUUUUUAAAAGUCGCUUUUCACGUUGUUUGAAUUGUCUAGAAUCUUUCACGAGGGUAGACAGUACCCCAAAAGCCUUCGUGAGAAAGGCUAAUUAGAUACUUUUAUCAAAUUAAUUAACAAAUAAACAACAUAUGCGUACAUAAUAUGAAUAAUAUAUUGAGUGGAAGUAAUCACAAAAAUUGUGAGUAACUUGAUGAGGGGCUAACGAACGAACUCGAAGUCCCAGCGAUGUUAACCCCUCGGCAAAACAUUACAAUACGAUUUGAAAGUUAAAGGAAUGAAUAAAAGUAGAAAGAUUUACUCAAGCAAAAAGUUAUUAGACAGUUCCCCCCCCCCCCCACCCCCUCCUUAAAUCCGCCAUGUCAACCCCACACGAGUUGUUUGUUAUUACGUUGCUCUAUAUUUGUUUGCAGCUUGUUAAAACUCUGGGAGCAUUUACUCCCACACUUACAAAGCCUUUUCUAUAUAAAAUAUGUUUUUUUAUUAUGUUUUGCAGUACAAAAUUUAGUCCUAUGGAGAAGAUUUCAGUCUUGAAAGAAACAUUUCACCGCAUUCACAAGGUAUGAUUGAAAAGCUUCAUGAUGUAUGGGAUUGCUUUAUCACUUCUAAACUUCAGUCUUCAUGUUUUCUUUAGGCGUCCAGUAAGGCCUUCGCUUAUUUGUCCAAUGUCACUAGUCACUACUGGAAGAAACUCCAGUAACCAAUGAAAUUCCCCCUCCUUCUUGCACCUCGUUUUGCCAAGGGUAAGGGGGUCCACACACCCUCCCCUCCUGUAAAUCCAUCCCUGUUCUACCUAUAACACAUACAUGCAUUACAUUAUUAUUCAGUUCACUCCCCAUUGGGGCGUUUCAGUGACCGAUUACAUCAAGUAUUACGCUCAUGUUACUUAGCUUAGACUAUUUAUCUUUGCAACAAUUGAGAUAUUUUGCUUUCCUAACUGUGUUUAUCCUAACCCACCCUGUCAACUUUUCCUGUGGGAGGAAACCGGAGCACCCAGAGAAAACCCACGACUUUCGCCAGAGUGUUGACUGACUCUUUUCAGUGUUGACUGACUCUUCUCUCUUGCCACCACCGCAGCCCCAUUACUGUGAGCCUACAGUAACAUGCAUGUUACUGUAGGCUUAGGAAUCAUUGAUACGUUUUAGGAAGUGCAAGAUUUCUGGAAAGGCGAAGAAAAAAUAGUGUCCUUGGACGACUUGUUCCCAGUCUUUCAAUUUGUUGUAAUACGGUCACGGUAUGUCGCAUGCACAUUACGUGAAGUACGGUCCAUUUAUCAUUUAGAUCAGUUGGGCUGCGCGGGAAGGCAUACGCCUUUGAUGUCUUCGGCUGCGCAGCUCUAUGCAAAUAAAUAUAUCGGAGGUUUUCAUUCCCGCAAUUUCAUUCAUGCAAAAUUAUGUACAUGUAUAGCGAUAUUUGAAAUGAGUUCACACGUUGCAAUCUAAACUGCUUUGAAAAUCAUUUUGGCAUUUUGUUAUCCAGCAUUUUUUAAUGACUUUUUUUGCGGCCUUGCGAAACUUUUUGGCAGCAUGGUGUAAUUUUUGAAUGUUUUUGAAUUUGAUUUGUUUUAAUGUGUUAGCGUUCAUCACCUUGGCUCGGAGAUUGAUUUUAUCGAGGAUUUAAUGGAGGCGAAAUAUCGCGCUGGAGAACAAGGACAUAUGUUCACUACUUUAAAGGUACGCGUUCAUGUUUUAAUUGAUUUGCAAACACGCUACAGAAAUUCCUAAAACUAUUAUCACUAGAGGUUACCCAGAGAUUGCAUAUACCUCCACAUCAGGUCGCGUAUCAUACAUAAAUUAUACAAUAGGCGAAUUAUACACAUUCAGCUUAUACUCUGUUUUAAUGCUUUAAUGGCGAGCUUGAGUAUGUAAGCGACGGUUUUGUCACCCCAAAAUUGGCAUAUCUAUUUUUGGCGGUAUUUACAUCAUAACGCUCGUUUAAAGGAGCAAAAAAAACCUUUAAAAUCUUACGUUUUGUCACAUGUGUUGAAGAUGAUGCAAACACUGUCCCCUCUUGGCAAUCUGACGUCCGUAUUGACAUAAACGUCGCUUGUUAAACUCGCUAAUGAACUCUUAAAAACAGUAUUACAUGCACUAUACCAGGAAGAUUUAACUAUGUACUGUUUUUAAUAAACGAGCAGGGGUGUCUUAUUAGGUUUAAAGACACGAGCGCGCAGCGCGAGUGGCUUUAAACCUAAUAAAACACGACCUGCGAGUUUGUUAAACGGCUUCAAACACGACUACAAAUUCAAUAGAUAUACUGCCUUAUUAGUAUUCUUUAUAUAAAGAAUACCAAUGAGGACACGACUACAAUAGAUACUGCCUUAUUAGUAUUCUUUAUAUAAAGAAUACUAAUUAGGAGUGUUUUAUCAGGUUUAAAGCCACUGCACGUGACAUAUUAUGGUUGACAUGAUUUGCCAAUAAGCUUAUGAAUUAUUAAUAUAACAUAUAACACUAUAUGUACAUAUAAUGUACUAAAACUGUCUGUACCAGUGUAGGUAUAGUACCGAUGUGUAAAUGCUGUGCUGAGUGGUGAUAUUACUACCUGAAAUAAACAAGCAGAAACUUGACGUUUCGUUCGAAGGCUACUAACUCUUGACAGAAGGGCCUUCGCUCGACACGUCGAGUUUCUGCUUGUUUAUUUCAGGUAGUAAUAUAACCACUCAGCACAGCAUUUGUACAUAUAAUGCCAGGGAACAAAAUAUACUGUUGUUUAAAAGUGAAUAACUAAUUGAUAAACAAAGACAGAAACAAUUUCAACAACGAGAACAACAACAAUUACAAAAUAAAACACAUGGUACUAAUUAGUAAGUUAAACUGUGUGUGACUUUAUUGACUUUAUAAGACAAACUUUUGCUUUAUACUAUAUAGACAGAAAACAAUUUGUGUUUCACAGUCAUACUUUAUUUUUUCAGGCUUGCUAUUAUCAAAUACUGAACGAAAACUGAGAGUCGAAUACUGUCCAUUAAUGGCGACGUAUAAAGACGACAUGCAAUUAUCCACGUCAAUCGAAAUUAUCCGUCAUGCGUCACAGCGUAAAGAUGGUUAUAAGUAUUAAAUCUGCUGUACAAUUUAAUCUGUAAUAACAUAUCCAUAAUAUACCAGCAUAUAUGCAUAAAAGAGACCGACACUGCGUUGUCCCAUUAAUACACUUUCAAAUUAGCCCAACAAUACCGAAGACCGUUCAGCAAUUUUCAAAUCGUGUUUUAAGGCCGAAACACAUCGGACGCGAUUCGGCAACGCGUCCCAAUUUUUCGAUUUUCACUGACCGAUAACUUUGUUCCUGGUUUAAGUUUUUCAAAUAUUAAGAAGCGCUAUAACAUUUUGAGUUAUUUGCGCUACAUAUCUUUUAAAAUUUCCUUUCAUUGGCUGUUUCAUUGGUGUCCGGUGUGUCUCGCGGGCCUACCUUUUUUACACAGAUGUUUUCAAGCACAGAUUAUCAAUUUGAAAAAAUAUUUCCAAGGGGGGGGAUUUCUGGGUUCAACAAAUCUAUGUUGGGAAUGCAGUGUUGGUAUUGAACUAUGAAUAUACAUAUAUGUUGCUCAUUUUAUCAUCCAUUGAAAUUGUAUAUAAGAAAGUUUAAAUUAUAUAGUUUGUAUUAUUGUUGAUGUAAUUAUAUUAUAUGAUGUAGCAGGCGACCUGGUCUUUUUCAAGCAAAAUAUAUAUGCAUGAGAGAAAAUUGACAAUAAUAUAAUGAUUUUUGUAAAAUGAUAAAAAUUGUACAUUUUUUUAACUAAAGGGAUUGUAGAUUAAAGAAACUAUUUCUUAAUUUUCUUUUUCUCAGAUUACGUUCAGGCUGGCCCGAUUUUAGGGACCGCCUGCCAUGCAGGUUUGAGCACGCCAGAAAUAUUUUUUUACGUCGCCAUUUUGAAUACUUAAUCAAUUAUUACGAUUGCGUUCCGAACACGCUCCGAACAAAUAUCCCUAACCAGUGGCACAGAAUAGAGACUAUACAGAAGCCCGACCUCUUGGUUUUUCCUAUGAUUUUGGCG